GCGCAUAUGUUGUGUGUAUGUCUGAGGACACCAGAGAGAUGAGCAGUGCGGGGGGCCUUUGUUGAUUCUUCCCCGGCAGCGUGUAUUGUGAGAGGGAUGUCCUGUCCUCUGUCCUCCGGGUGGGGGUGUGGGGCCCUGGGGCCUCUGCGCCUGCAUCAGGUGGGUGUGGUGAGACAUCUGUGCCUAGAGAGUAGCUCCGCUGUCACCUGGCUGCUGGCCCCAGGAGAUGAGGGCCGCAGCACUGGCCCCUGGCCCCUUAAGGGCCUCCCUUGAGCUAUAUAGGGCCCACCUGCAGGGGCUUAGACAGGUUUUAGCAGCCCCGGCAGGAGAUGGAAGAUGCAAGAGGUCAUUGCUGGGCUGGAGCAGCUCACCUUCACCUUCGAGAAGGAUGUAGAGCUGCAGAAGGGCACUGGCCUCCUGCCUUUCCAGGGCAUGGACAAAUCGAGCUCAGCUGUGUGUAACUUCUUCGCUAAAGGGCUCUGCGAGAAAGGGAAGCUCUGCCCCUUCCGGCACAACCAGGGGGAGAAGAUGGUGGUGUGUAAGCACUGGCUCCGAGGCCUGUGUAAGAAGGGCGACCAGUGCAGUUUCUUGCACCAGUAUGACGUCACCAGGAUGCCCGAGUGCUACUUCCACUCCAAGUUCGGUGACUGCAACAACAAGGAAUGUUCCUUUCUCCACGUGAAGCCAGCUUUCAACACCCGGGACUGUCCUUGGUAUGACCAAGGUUUCUGCAAAGAUGGUCCCCUGUGUAAGCACCGCCAUGUCCAUAAGACAAUGUGUGUUAACUACUUAGUGGGCUUCUGCCCCAAGGGCCCCCACUGCCAGUUUGCACAGUAAGUAUGACCCCUGGAUCAGCAACUCCCACCUAAUACGGGGCCCGUGCUCUGGCUUCUAGAUCUAGAUCCUUCCAUACCUUCACUGGCCCAAGGUGGGAAAUGAAGUGUCUGGUGAGCAUCUGCCCAGUGUUUUCCUUGCUCGUUUACCUUGUACACCCAAACCCCCUCCCCUGCUGGGUGCUGCACUGAACUCUACCCCAGGCUGUUAAUGUGCUUUCGUGCUGGGCACGGACAUACAGCUCUUCACAGACUGUUCUCGAAAUGAGUAGAAACCCUUAGUACCCACCCAACCCUCUGCAGUUCUCUCUCAUCCCCUGGCUGGGGUCUGGGCUCCUUCCCCACGGGGUUCAGAAACGGGAAAUCUGCAGCAGGUGGACACAGAGCAUGCUAAUGAGGCGGGGGCUGGAGCCAGGCUGUAAUCGGCUCUCUCUCUGCUUCCCUCAGUCCCAAGAUGAAGUUUUUAUUCAACUCGAGCUCCUCGAAGCAGCUUGUCAGCUGGCCACGGCGUUCAGCACCUCCUGCUUCUGCCCGGGAGCCUCGCAGGCCCCCUUCCCCGACGACGGAGUGCCUACUUCUCCACCCUCAGAGGAGGCUCCAGGAACAGCAGGUCUCCUACCGCUCGGGGCUCAGGGCACUGGAGCAGGGCCCGUGCUACACGUGUCGAAACAUGGGCCAUCAUGCCAGCCAGUGCAAGAAGACUCCAACAGGUAGGAGUUAUUAAAAAAUAACCCCUGGUCUGUGGGCUAACUGAAGACCCAGCGAAGACACCCAAUGGCCAUUCUGUGGGGUCCUCUGGUCCCAGAGCCCCAGCGAGCCCUCGUGUUGGCCUCCACAGGGCAGGACAUGCGAAGAAGCCUGCGGCACACAGGCUUAUUUCCUCUAAUCCUGUGAGUGAAUGGGCUGCUAAAAAUACAACAGGGCUGCCAGAUGGACCGUGGCAGGACGAGGUAUCCAGAAAAUGGGGGAGCAGAAUGUACGUACACCCAAAACCCAGUUUGUGGGAAAUACAGGUGUCCCAGGCUGUGCAGCUCCCGCACCACCAGCAACAAGCCUGGGCCU
This is a messenger RNA of Ailuropoda melanoleuca (giant panda), 1895 nucleotides long. It is a transcript of the gene CPSF4L, whose product is annotated as cleavage and polyadenylation specific factor 4 like. Gene Ontology annotation, molecular function: RNA binding; metal ion binding. Bases 337 to 837 code for a protein of 166 amino acids. NCBI's taxonomy places the organism in Eukaryota, Metazoa, Chordata, Mammalia, Carnivora, Ursidae. The record is from RefSeq and is a predicted model, not a curated record. Gene Ontology annotation, cellular component: mRNA cleavage and polyadenylation specificity factor complex. The transcript has 7 exons.